AUGGGGUGCUUGUGCGAAUGUGAUAUAGCUCCUAGAGCGGGUAGCGCUUGUUCCUCUGAAUCUUCCUCAGACAGUGAUAGCCAAACUGACGAAUCUUUUAUUGGAUGUGAUUCACAGGGGUUCUUUCGGAGGAGUAUUCAACAAAAAAUACAAUAUCGUCCUUGCACCAAAAAUCAACAGUGCAGCAUUUUGAGAAUCAACAGGAAUCGCUGUCAAUACUGCAGACUUAAGAAGUGCAUUGCUGUAGGCAUGAGUCGAGAUGACGGCGUAGCCUGGAUAAAUACUGACGGCUUGGCGUCAGUAGAAAGAGUACCGCUACGCCGACGCCGAGUUUUCUGUCCUUAUCAGCCUCAACUCGUGCAGUAUCACUACCACCCCCCCACCCCACCUCCCACCCUAUUCCUCCCACUGAGCUCCUACGGAGGUCAUUUGGUAGCUGCUCGAAUCUUCUGUUCCAUACCGGUUCGAUUCGGCCGUGUGCCAAAACGUGAAAAAGCCCGAAUUCUGGCAGCGAUGCAGCAGAGUUCCCAUAGUCGUUCUCAAGAAAAAGCAGUAGCUGCCGAACUGGAGGAUGAACAGCGUCUUCUAGCGACAGUAGUGCGUGCUCACCUUGACACAUGUGAUUUUACCCGCGAUAAGGUCGCUCCGGUACUCACAAGGGCACGAGAAACACCCAAUUAUACAGCCUGCCCACCAACCUUGGCAUGUCCGCUGAACCCGAACCCUCAGCCACUAACCGGUCAGCAAGAGCUCCUGCAGGACUUUUCAAAGAGGUUUUCCCCUGCGAUACGUGGAGUAGUGGAGUUCGCAAAACGCAUUCCUGGUUUCAACCUGCUGGCCCAGGACGACCAAGUGACCCUAUUAAAAGCCGGAGUGUUUGAAGUCCUUCUAGUAAGACUCGCGUGUAUGUUCGACGCCCAAACAAAUAGUAUGAUCUGUCUAAACGGGCAAGUGCUCAAAAGAGAUUCCAUCCACAACAGUAACGCGCGAUUCUUAAUGGACUCAAUGUUUGAUUUUGCUGAACGCGUUAACUCAUUACGGCUUUCCGACGCCGAAUUAGGACUUUUCUGUUCAGUGGUAGUGAUUGCGGCUGAUAGGCCGGGUUUACGCAACACUGAUCUUGUCGAGCGUAUGCAUAACAAACUCCGUAAUGCCCUCCAGACUGUUUUAGCGCAAAACCACCCUCAGCAUCCGGAUAUACUUCGCGAAUUGCUCAAAAAAAUUCCCGAUCUCAGAACUCUUAACACUUUGCACUCAGAAAAGCUUCUGGCGUUUAAAAUGACUGAACAGCAGCAACAAUUGCAAGCUCAGCAGCAGCAGCAGCAACAACAACAACAACAACAACAACAUCAUCAGCAGCAACAACAACAACAACAACAACAACAACAGCAACAGCAGCAGCAACAGCAGCAGUGGCCAAUGGAAGAAGAACCAACAGCUUCUUGGGGAUCUGCCUCAGACGUGGCCCUAGACGAAGCGGUAAAAAGCCCUUUAGGAAGUGUCUCAAGCACCGAAAGCACUUGCAGCGGUGAAGUAGCUUCCCUAACCGAGUACCACUCAACCCCGGGGCAUCACGCAUCAAAUGCGCCACUUUUAGCGGCUACUUUAGCAGGUGGACUGUGUCCUCACCGGCGCCGCGCUAAUUCAGGAAGCACCAGCUCAGGUGACGACGAAUUGCACCGUACUGCAAUGUCCAAAACUCCCCAACCGCCCCAAUGUCCGCGAUUUCGGAAGUUAGAUUCGCCUAGCGACAGCGGAAUAGAAUCUGGCACGGAAAAAACUGAUAAGCCAGCAAGCAGCAGCGCUAGCAGCGCGCCCACUUCUGUCUGUUCGAGUCCCAGGUCAGAGGACAAAGAGGUCGAAGACAUGCCAGUGUUAAAAAGAGUCCUUCAGGCGCCUCCGCUUUACGAUACCAAUUCGCUGAUGGACGAAGCCUAUAAACCUCACAAGAAAUUCAGGGCGCUAAGGCAGAAAGACAGUGCUGAGGCAGAACCUGUUGUUGUUCAGCACACCCAAUCUCAAUUGCAUUUACACCUUACCUCCCCCGCAAGGAGCCCUUCCGCGAGUCAAUGUCCCCAAACUGCAAGUUUGCUCAGCAGCACGCACUCGACUUUGGCUAAAAGCUUGAUGGAGGGGCCAAGAAUGACUGCGGAGCAGCUUAAACGGACUGAUAUUAUUCAUAAUUAUAUUAUGCGCGGUGAAGCAAGUCCCAGGUCGGGAAAUUCAAGUCCUUCACCUGCGGAACAGUGCGCUUCUACUACUACAAUUGCAAGGUCACCUUCGCAGAAUCAGGGGCUGCUUCAGUGCGCUACUGGGUACUCCAGGUGGCCUGCUACUUCGGUUAUUACCACUACUACCGGUAGGCAGCAGCAGCAGCAGCAGCAGCAACAACAACAGCAGCAACAGCAGAAUUCUAACUACCUCGUUAUUGGAACACCCGGGUCACCUAGAUAUCUUUCCGCUGCAGCAACGAGUACUAGCACGAGUCCCAGGCUGAAUUCUAGCAAUUCUACCACUUUAGUACUAUCAGGGUGUCCUAAUAAUAUGAUGGAGCUGCAAGUAGACAUUGCUGACAGCCAACAACCCUUAAAUUUGUCCAAAAAAUCGCCGUCCCCUUCGCCUAGACCUAUUGUUGGACAAUGCAAGGUUCUUUCUCUUGAAGCGUAG
Molecule: messenger RNA, 2667 nt
Organism: Cotesia congregata
Lineage: Eukaryota; Metazoa; Arthropoda; Insecta; Hymenoptera; Braconidae
Source: the annotation of a GenBank genome assembly